AUGGAUAACACAAGCAACAACCACGUCAAUGUCCCCGACAACCACGGUGUCACGCCCGGUAUGGAACCCGCCGCGACCAUCAAUUCUCCUCAGGUCGUCAUGGAGGACGCACGCAAUGACCCGCCCAUUGCGCCUGAGGACCGCCGGAUGACGCGCGGUAUGAAGGCCGCCGGUGGGGUGAAUCCCCUCGCUCCCACUCCCGCACAGCGGCAAACCAGAGCCCGGGAAAAGCCCGUCGUGAUGAAAAAGGAGGAGGACUCCGAUGACCAGGACCACAAUCCGUCCCAGGGUUUCUCCAAGGUCGCCGCCCUUCCGAAGAAGGAAAAGAGUCCCUCCGCCGACAACACCGACCCGUGGGCAUGCGGCCCCAACGGUGUUCCGGACAUGGACAAGCUUGUCCGUCUUCUCACCCGGGACUACACCAAGAGCCCGGAAGACUCUGACCUCACCGAAGCUGCCCACAAGUACAAGUGGCGCGGCAUCGGCCCGGGAAAGCACUCACUCUGGGAGCUGAGGAGCAUUGCUCUGUCAGAAAAGGCCUCCGCGCGCCAGGAGGCCAAGGAGAACCCCCGAGACCAGGUCGCUCGGAUCAAGCUUCGUCUUUGUGAGGCGAUCUUCUCUCACGUCGUUGGCGAGUGGGAGGUCGAAAGGUACAGCAAGUGGAGGGCUUACCUGCCAAAGAACAAGAUCAACUAG
Molecule: messenger RNA, 696 nt
Organism: Sordaria macrospora k-hell
Lineage: Eukaryota; Fungi; Ascomycota; Sordariomycetes; Sordariales; Sordariaceae
Source: RefSeq, a predicted model, not a curated record